Messenger RNA from Panicum virgatum (switchgrass), 600 nucleotides. RefSeq lists its product as uncharacterized. Gene Ontology annotation, molecular function: DNA helicase activity. Gene Ontology annotation, biological process: telomere maintenance; DNA repair. NCBI's taxonomy places the organism in Eukaryota, Viridiplantae, Streptophyta, Magnoliopsida, Poales, Poaceae. The transcript has 3 exons. Bases 1 to 600 code for a protein of 199 amino acids. The record is from RefSeq and is a predicted model, not a curated record.
AUGGAUCUUAUUGCUGUUGCUACUGCUACAUCUGGUAUAGCUGCUUCCAUUAUGCCGGGUGGGCGCACCGCACAUUCUCGCUUCAAGAUUCCAAUAAAACUGAGUGGCAAUAAUAUGUGUAGCUUUACAAAGCAGAGUGGCACAGCAGAGCUGCUUAGAAAGGCAUCUCUAAUAAUAUGGGAUGAGGUUGCAAUGACUAAGAGGCAAGCAGUUGAGGCUCUUGACAGGUCACUUAGGGAUAUAAUGAGUUGUGAUAUGCCGUUUGGAGGGAGGUUAUGUUGUUUGGUGGUGACUUCAGACAGGUUGACCCAUAACAUGCGAGCUCAGGCUGAUACAUGGUUUGAAGAUUACUUAUUGAGAAUCGGUAACGGGACUGAGGAAGCAUUUGAGGGUGACUACGUGUGGCUUCCUGAUGACAUUUUGAUUCACAAUCCUCUGGAGGAUGAUUCCAUUUACAUCCUUAUUGAUCAGAUUUCCAGGGAGCAGAAGAUUUUCUAUAGAUUCGACUCUGUGGAUGAUGACUCACGUAAUAAUUAUCCUCUUGAUUUUCUCAACUUGAUUACCCCUAAUGGGCUGCCCCCUCAUGAGUUGAAGGUUUAG